AUGGCAAACGGCAAUGCUCAGGUUAUUAUUCUGAAGCUCACUAAAAGCAACUACGACAACUGGUGUAUUCAAAUGAGAGCACUAUUAGGUGCUCAGGAUGUUAUGGACAUCGCCGAGGAUGGCUAUUCCGAACCAGUCUCCAAAGAAGCAGAAGUUGCUUUGGAAGAAGCACAAAAGGUACUCCUCAGAUCCGAUCGAAAAAAAGAUUGCAAAGCAAAGUCCAUCAUAUACCAAGGACUUGAUGAAUCCACGUUUGAGAUCAUAGCAUCUGUCAAGACGUCCAAAGAAGUCUGGGAGACUCUCUACAAAACACACAAAGGCGCUGAUAAAGUAAAGAAGAUUCGUCUCCAAUCUCUUCGAGGUGAAUUCGAAUCUUUGAAAAUGAAUCUCCCAGAAACUAUUGCUGAUUAUUAUACACGAGUCAUGAUAAUUGCAAACCAGCUUAGAAGGAAUGGCGAGACUCUCACUGACACGAGAAUCUCAGAGAAAAUUUUACGAUCUUUAGAUCUAAAAUUUGACUAUAUUGUCGUGGCCAUAGAAGAGACAAAAGAUUUAGAGACUAUGUCCGUGGAAGAACUUGUGGGCUCGUUGCAAGUCCAUGAAUAG
Messenger RNA from Magnolia sinica, 606 nucleotides. RefSeq lists its product as uncharacterized. The record is from RefSeq and is a predicted model, not a curated record. Lineage: Eukaryota; Viridiplantae; Streptophyta; Magnoliopsida; Magnoliales; Magnoliaceae. The coding region runs from base 1 to 606 and encodes 201 amino acids. The transcript has a single exon.